Messenger RNA from Linum trigynum, 1225 nucleotides. The record is from the annotation of a GenBank genome assembly. Lineage: Eukaryota; Viridiplantae; Streptophyta; Magnoliopsida; Malpighiales; Linaceae.
CACAUAUGUCAGGCGCUCUCUAUGCUCUAUUUAUACUUUAAAUAUAUUGGGCCCUAGCCACUUGCAUCUUUCUCGGAUACUCGAAGACUCACACCUCCUGCCUCCGGGUUAGGCUCGAAGAUUCCCGCUUUCGAGCGAUGCACCCAUUGGGGAUUGAUUCUUGUCUUCCGCCACCGGGCAAGGCUCGCAAACUGCCUCUGAGCGAGGCUCCCCCCGAGGAAUGUUUCCCGCCUCCGAGCUAUGCUCCCUCUAUGGAAUGCUUUCCCGCCUCCGAGCGAUGCUCCCUCUAGGGAACGCUUCCCAGGAAGCCGAGGGAGCAAUGCGCUUCCCAGGAAGCCGAGGGGGCGAUGCACUUCUUAAGAAGCCGAAGGAGCAAUGCGUUUCCCAGGAAGCUUGAGGAGCAAAGCUCUUCCCACAAAGCAAAGGAGCAAUGCACUUCUCAGGAAGCGAAGGAGCAACGCGCUUCCCAGGAAGCGAAGGAAAAAUGUGCUUCCCAGGAAGCUGAGGACUAAGCGCUUCUUAGAAAGCCGAAAUACUAAAGCGCUUCUCAGGAAGCCGAAGGAGCGAUGCGCUUCCCAGGAAGCGAAGGAGCAAUGCGCUUCCCAGGAAGCCAAAGAGCGAUGCGCUUCCCAGGAAGCGAAGGAACAAUGCGCUUCCCAGGAAGUUGAAGGAUUAAGCGCUUAUCAGAAAGCCGAAAUACUAAAGCGCUUCCAAGGAAGUAGAAAGACUAACAGCGCUCCUCUGAAAAACAGGAUCAAAAUUCCUAUGAAGCUUUAAGGAAGAACACCUUCCAAAAGGCCUGGAAGAUAGAACGCCUCUUGAUACGCGAAAAGAAAGAAAUAGCUGGCUGGAAGAUGAAACGCCUCCUAGUAGGGGGCAACAUCAGCAAGAAGAGAAUAGUUGAUCUUGCCUCACACAAGCAAGACACUGACAAGACACAUGACUUCCUGACAACAUGGACACGACAUUGGUGAGACACGAAACAAGAGCGUCUUGAGUUAAAGCUCUCAAGUCGUGGGGGCCACCCUACCUAGGUCGCAAUUAUGGUCUACUAGCGCUAACAACAAUGGACUAGCGAAGGAACUCUUAACGACUUGAGAGCUUUGGUUCAAGACAUCGGAAUCCAAGCAAUGGGAAAAGGAAAUGAUCACGCAACUCGCACAAGGGGCAAACCGCAUCAUUCAGAUUCGUAAGUAAGGAAAAUUAAUACACGAUUAACGCAUUA